This is a messenger RNA of Scutellospora calospora, 724 nucleotides long. Lineage: Eukaryota; Fungi; Glomeromycota; Glomeromycetes; Diversisporales; Gigasporaceae. The record is from the annotation of a GenBank genome assembly.
AUGUCAUUUGGGUAGCAAGAAAGAAAAAUGGUUUAUCGCCAAUGGAAGAACUUGUAUUAGAUUACAUUAUUGAAAGAAAGCGAAUGGAUGAUCUUGUUGGAAGUAUAAAAGAUGGUCGAUUCAGAGAACAAAAGUUUCGUUUAUCAAAAUCUGGAGCAAGUCAAAUAAUUUACUUAAUUGAAGAUUAUAAUCUUGAAGAAGUAGUAGAGUUUGGAAUAGAUGCAAUUAAAACAGCUAUCUCAUCAACUCAAAUGUUAAAUGGAUUUUUCUUGAAACGAACGGCUACAAUUGAUCAAAGCAUCGACUACUUGGUUAGAAUGACCAGGAUGCUCAAGAGAAUGUAUGAGAAUACUACAUUAUAUGCUAUUCCCGAUAACAUGAUUUACAGAAGCUCUUUCUUGGACAUGAAAAAGAAUUUGACUGCAUUGCACCCAGAUCGCAACUAUCUUGUAACAUAUUCUUCAUAUUCAGAUCUUAAUAGCAAAAGCAAACCUUUAACAUUGAAAGAUACUUUCGUAAGAAUGCUUAUGACUAUUAGAGGAAUAAGUGUUGACAAGGCGGCAGAGAUAAUCAAGAAUUACCCAACGCCUCGAAAGCUAGCUGAAGAGUUUGAUUAUUUGACCAAUGAAAAUGAUCAAAAGAAAAUGGUUAUGAAUGCAUGUAAUGGUAUUAUUCGUAGAAAAAAAAUUGGACCGACAUUGAGUGAUAAAAUAUAUCAACUUUG